Messenger RNA from Desarmillaria tabescens, 192 nucleotides. RefSeq lists its product as uncharacterized. The record is from RefSeq and is a predicted model, not a curated record. The coding region runs from base 1 to 192 and encodes 63 amino acids. NCBI's taxonomy places the organism in Eukaryota, Fungi, Basidiomycota, Agaricomycetes, Agaricales, Physalacriaceae. The transcript has 3 exons.
AUGCCUGAUCCUGCCAAACGUCACGGAGAAAUGUGGGCUGCUCAAGAGUCAUGGGAAGUCGACGAUAUAUGUUACGUCACAUAUGUUCAGAACGGACAACGAAUCUGCGAGCGCUACCAAUGUCUCGCUGCUCACGUCAGCACUGAUAACACUCCGCCGUCGAGCAGUCCGCAUCUCUGGCGUGCAAUUUAA